AUGUCAAAGAAAAUUCAAUUUGAUACCAAUUCUGGUAUUGGACCAAGCAAAACAUCAAAAAUCAAUGAAGCUGAAGGUUCUCUCGAUGAUUUACCCCAAUUGGAGUACGAAGGCGAAAAUGAGGGAUCACGAAAAGAGCGGCUACCAGUGCAACCUUCUAUGGAUUCCAUAACUUCACAGCCAAGUCGUGAGAAGAUCAGCAUUCAUUUGAUAAAAGUGGCCAUACUAUUUGUUAUUUGGCUAAUCUAUGCAACGGCAAUUGUGACACAUAAAGAGAAAACCUUUAACCCAAUAUUGAUGGGCAUACGUCCGCAGACAACAAAACGAUUGGAAAUUCCCGAAGCUGAUGAGGUCAAACAGCUAAUUGGUAUAUAUUUGAUGGGAGCUUUUAGAGAAGGCAAUGAUGCCAUCACCCAUAAACCAAACAGAAAUGAACCGCAUGUUUCGUUACAUUUGGAGCUGGUCGAAGGUGACUUGGUAGAAGUCAUAAGCGAAAGUUAUUAUUUCCUCUUAAGCAGCGACCAAAAUUUGCAAUAUCGUCCGAUAAUAAAAAAAUCUCUUGUUAUGACUUUACAACGUGAUAUAUCCACAACCAAAGGCCACAAAUAUAUUGUCAUGGAUACAAAUGUUGCUGAGAUACUAACCCUAAAAUUAUGGUUUGACACAAGUCCCUUGGACAAAUCGAUUGGAAUACCCUUAGGUUCCCUGGUACUGCUCUUUUUGUAUAUUCUCAUCAUUUGGGAGUUUGUUAAUCGCACCUUUGCUGCGGUGGUGGCCUCGACGUUGGCAAUUGGCAUAUUGGCUGCAUUGAAUGCUAGACCCUCGAUCCUCACCAUAAUGUCUUGGGUUGAUGUCGAAACUCUUAUGCUACUGUUCGGAAUGAUGAUUUUGGUAUCGAUAUUGUCAGAGUCGGGUAUAUUUGAUUAUCUGGCCGUUUUGGCUUAUGAACUUUCGAAGGGUAACCUAUUUGGAUUGAUUUAUGUUCUAUGCCUCUUUACGGCGGUGCUGUCUGCCUUUUUGGAUAAUGUUACGAUGAUGCUGUUGGUGGCACCAGUGACAAUACGGCUCUGUGAAGUUUGCAAUUUGAACCCGGUGCCCGUUCUUAUGUCCAUGGUGAUAUACUCGAAUAUUGGUGCUGCCCUUACACCAGUUGGAGAUCCUCCGAAUAUCCUAAUUAUGACCAAUGCCUACAUCAACACACAUGGUGUCAAUUUUGGUAACUUUUGCCUGCACAUGCUGCCCGCUGUGACAUUGGGGAUGAUAUCGACCUUUAUCCAUCUCCGGCUGAAGUAUCCGCAAAUAAAGGACUUUAUGAACAAACAAUCGGUGGAAAUUGAAGCCUUGAAACAUGAAAUACAAGUGUGGGAGAAGGCAGCCCAAGCCAUUGCACCCACAACAACAGAUGAGGAAAUAGUUCAGAACACUCUGCACAAAAAAGCCAAAGAUUUGAAACAUAAAUUGAGAGACUUGGAAGCUAAGGCGGUAUUUGUGACAACCGAUUUCCAAACAACGCUGGUCUAUAUGAAGAACACAUAUUCGAUACGAAACAAGGUGCUGCUAAUCAAAUCCACGGUGGCAUUUAUCUUUGUGCUCUUCCUCUUCUGUUUGCAUGCGGUGCCUCAUUUGCAUCAUCUUUCUUUGGGCUGGAGCGCAUUGGUGGGUGCCAUUCUUCUGCUGAUACUUGCCGAUGAGGAAGAUAUCGAAACUGUACUUUCCCGUGUCGAAUGGUCGACUUUAUUGUUCUUCGCCUGCCUCUUUACGCUGAUGGAAUCACUGACGGAAUUGGGCCUCAUCGAAGUUUUGGGUAAUUUGUGUGUUAAAAUUAUUAGUACCGUUUCUCCCACCUAUCGAUUACUGGUGGCCGUUUUACUAAUUCUCUGGGUUUCCGGCAUUGCUUCGGCUAUUCUGGCCAAUAUCCCGGUAACCACAAUGAUGGUUAAGAUUGUUAUUAGUUUAGCUCAGAACGAUGCGUUGAAGCUGCCGUUGACACCAUUGGUAUGGGCUCUAGCCCUGGGAGCUUGCUUUGGUGGCAAUGGCACCUUGAUUGGUGCCUCCGCCAAUGUGGUGUCAUCUGGUGUUGCCGAACAGCAUGGCUAUCGCAUUUCAUUUCUGGAAUUCUUUUUCUUUGGUUUUCCCAUUAUGAUUAAUACUUUGAUAGUUGCUUCGAUUUAUUUGUUCCUUGCCCAUUGUUUGUGGCAAUGGCAUUAAAUGCAG
Molecule: messenger RNA, 2214 nt
Organism: Musca vetustissima
Lineage: Eukaryota; Metazoa; Arthropoda; Insecta; Diptera; Muscidae
Product: P protein-like
Exons: 1
Coding region: 1-2208 (735 amino acids)
Biological process (GO): transmembrane transport
Cellular component (GO): membrane
Source: RefSeq, a predicted model, not a curated record